GUUACUGUGUGCAGUAAAAUGGCAGCAGCUAGUAUCUCAGUGGAGCAGGACCAGUUCAGUUGUUCAAUCUGUCUGGAUCUGCUGAAGGAUCCGGUGACUAUUCCCUGUGGACACAGUUACUGUAUGGGCUGUAUUAAGGGCUACUGGGAUCAAGAUUAUCAAACUGGUGUAUACAGCUGUCCCCAGUGCAGACAGACUUUCACCCUAAGGCCUGUUCUGGGAAGAAACACCAUGCUGGCUAAAGUGUUGGAGAAGCUGAAGAAGACAGGACUCCAAGCUGCUCCUCCUGCUCACUGUUACGCUGGACCUGGAGACGUGGCGUGUGAUGUCUGCACCGGGAGAAAGCGCAAAGCUGUCAAGUCCUGUUUGGAGUGCUUGGCUUCUUACUGUGAAACUGAUCUAAAUCUUCAUGAUAAACUCAAUCGAGGGAAGUCUCACAAACUGACUGAGGCCACAGCAAACCUGCAGGAGAAGAUCUGCUCUCAACAUCACAAACUACUGGAGAUUUACUGCCGCACUGAUCAGCAGUGUAUCUGUUAUCUGUGUUUGAUGGAUGAACACAGAGGCCAUGAUACAGUCUCAGCUGCAGCAAAAAGGACUGAGAAACAGAAGCAGCUGGGGGCAACACAGAGGAAAUUCCAGCAGAGAAUCCAGGAGAGAGAGAAGGAGCUGCAGGAUCUGAGACAGGCUGUGAAGUCACUCACGUGCUCUGCACAGGCAGCAGUGGAGGACAGCGAGAGGAUCUUUACUGAGCUGAUCCGCUCCAUUGAGAGAAGGCGCUCUGAGGUGAAACAGCUGAUCAGAGAUCAGGAGAAGGCUGCAGUGAGUCAGACUGAAGGAGUCAUGGAGCGACUGGAGCAGGAGAUUGCUGAGCUGAGGAGGAGAGAUGCUGAGAUGGAGCAGCUUUCACACACAGAGGAUCACAUCCAUUUCCUCCAGAGCUGUCAGUCUCUCUGUGUCCCUCCUGGAUGUGGAGACUUACGCAGCAUCACCAUCAAUCCACAUGUCACUUUUGGGUUCGUGAAGAAAUCUGUCUCUGAACUGAAAGAGCAACUGGAGAACAUCUGUAAGGAGACAUUAGCAAAGAUCUCUGGAGCAGUGAAAAAUGUGCAUCUUCCAAAGGCUCCAGAGCCCAGGACCAGAGCAGAGUUCUUACAAUAUUCCUGCCAGCUCACACUGGACCCAAACACAGCAAAUACAUACCUCUGUCUGUCUGAGAGGAACAGAGCGGUAACACAGGGGGCAGUGAAGCAGCCAUAUCCUGAUCAUUCAGAGAGAUUUUACUACAGGCCUGAAGUGCUGUGCAAAGAGGGUCUGUCUGGACGCUGUUACUGGGAGGCUGAGUGGAGAGGGAAUGUGGUUUAUAUAGCAGUCUCAUAUAAAGAGAUCAGCAGGAAUGCAAUCAGUGGUGACAGCUUGUUUGGAUUCAAUGAAAAGUCCUGGAGUUUGCGCUGCUCUGCUUCCAGUUGCUCUUUCUGGCACAAUAAUAAGAGCACUGUAAUCCCCGCCCCCCGCUCCUGCAGAGUAGGAGUGUACCUGGAUCACAGGGCAGGAACUCUGUCCUUCUACAGCGUCUCUCACACAAUGACCCUCCUCCACAGAGUCCAGACCACAUUCACUCAGCCCCUCUAUGCUGGGUUCUGGAUUGAUACAGGAUCAACUGUAAAACUGUGUCCUCUGGAAUGAAACAGAUAUGAUGUGAUAACUAAACUCAUAUGGAAGAGGGAAUCCUUUACAGUUUUUUACAAUUGCUAAAAAGCGUUUACAUAUACUUAAAAUACUUUUUCUAAACUCUUAA
Messenger RNA from Megalops cyprinoides (Indo-Pacific tarpon), 1798 nucleotides. RefSeq names its product tripartite motif-containing protein 16-like. The transcript has 6 exons. Bases 19 to 1686 code for a protein of 555 amino acids. The record is from RefSeq and is a predicted model, not a curated record. Gene Ontology annotation, molecular function: zinc ion binding; protein binding. Lineage: Eukaryota; Metazoa; Chordata; Actinopteri; Elopiformes; Megalopidae.